Engraulis encrasicolus (European anchovy) is the source of this 635-nucleotide messenger RNA. RefSeq names its product prostasin. Lineage: Eukaryota; Metazoa; Chordata; Actinopteri; Clupeiformes; Engraulidae. Gene Ontology annotation, molecular function: serine-type endopeptidase activity. The transcript has 5 exons. The record is from RefSeq and is a predicted model, not a curated record. Gene Ontology annotation, biological process: proteolysis. Bases 21 to 635 code for a protein of 204 amino acids.
ACACACACACAUACUUCAACAUGUUCAGGCUUAUGUGGUGGUGUGCUGUUAUGUCUGGUUGCCUCAGACAACUUGAAGCUUGUGGUCAUGCCCCGCUGAAUUCCAGGAUAGUGGAUGGUCAGGACACACCCCCUGGUGCUUGGCCCUGGCUAGCCAGCGUGCAUGUCUCUGGGGUUCCCACGUGUGGAGGAUCCCUCAUCAACAGCCAGUGGGUGCUGGCAGCUGCCCAAUGCUUCCCCAGUGUGACCUCCAAAGAUGUGGUGGUGUACUUGGGGCACCAGAGUCGGUCCGGCAGUAAUCCAAAAGAGGAGAGCAGAACAGUCAGCCAGAUCAUUGUCCAUGAAAACUACGACUUCUUCACCACUGAAAACGACAUCGCUCUGCUGCAGCUCAGCUCCUCAGUUACCUUUACCAACUACAUCCAGCCCGUCUGUCUGGCUGCCACCGGGAGUGUCUUAAGCAGGGGCACCCUGACCUGGAUCACUGGAUUUGGGAAUGUUGAUGGAGGAGCUCUGUAUGAGAUCCAGGUUUCAGUGAUAGAGAACUGUAAGGUGCUGUAUGGAGGAGCAGUCACUGACAACAUGAUGUGUGCUGGAACACUCACUAAAGGAAGAGACGGCUGCGAGGUAGGCUAA